Moneuplotes crassus is the source of this 1242-nucleotide messenger RNA. Lineage: Eukaryota; Ciliophora; Spirotrichea; Euplotida; Euplotidae. The record is from the annotation of a GenBank genome assembly.
AGUGGGGGAGAGGAGGAUGGAGGAUAAGGGAGGAAUCAGAUGAGGGUAUAAAGAUGAGAGUUUUGGGAGUGAGAAGAAGGUUGCCAGAGAUAAUGGAUGGUUUUGAGUUGUCAAUGAGUAGAAAAGAUUUUAAAAGAAAAAUUAAGUAUUUUAUUUCAUCAAAAUAAAAAAAUACUGUUUGACGACCAGAAAGAAGAAAAUAAGAAUAUUUAGAGGAAUUAAGUUGAUUCGGGGAUAGAAGUAGGGCUGGGAGAAGAAGGAGAAAAGCAGGAGGAUAGAGGUUAUAUGGAGAAGGUAGAGAGAAGAGAGAGGUUGGAGAAGAAUUUUCGAUUUUGAGAUUUCGAGGACUGGAAGUAGAGUUUGGGAUGUUUUUAGAAAGGGAUUAUAAUGAGGAAGAGAUGAGUUUGAAUAGUUUAAGAUAGAGAGUAAGUGAUACUGGGAGGAUAAUUACAAGAUAAGCAUGAUAAAACAAUGCAGUAGUCCAUAAACUUAUAAAAUUAAAAUGUCAUUAAGCAAUCGUGAAGAUAAUGAACAAAACUCCUCAAAUAUUGAUCCUCCUCCAAGUUAUGAAAUCCAAGGCAGUAGUAACUUGAUUCAUCUUAAUGAAUCUGACUUCUCUUUUUCAAACUUAAACUCAAAUGUAUGGGCAAGCACAGUUAAUAAAGACACUACUAUUGGAGAAUAUUACUGCUCUUCUAACUUUAAUGCCAUGAACAGCAUUUCUGAAAGUGAACCACAUGGAGAAAGUGAGCCAAGUCUUGAAGAAAGACUGGAAAACCUCCAAGAUAAUCUUUUUAGGCAUAAUCAAGUAUUCCAAACUGUUGUUGAGAAGUACGAACCCCCUCAAAUCUCAAAAAUUGUAGUAAAGAAAGAAAAAGAGGAAGAACAUAGUGCUGGUUCUCAAAGGAUUGAGAAUUAUGUUGAUUUUCUCAACUCUACCUGCCAUAACACUUUUGUUAAAUUGAGUCAUUCUACUAAAUCAUCUUCAGAGACAUUAAGAGAUGCAGAUAAAAUGAUGAGAAUAGAAGUUUCUGAGUUUCUCAACACACAUGGAUCCCUUAGAAAAGAGGGUUCAGCAUCUAUCGAAGGCUUUCCUGAACAACUACUUCCCAAAAUUAGCGUUACUGCCAGAAAUGUUGAGAGAAAAACUAGAUCGAUAGGGAUUCUAUGCGAAGAUUCAACUGAGGAGUUUUUCACUGAUCAAAACUUACGCGAGCUGGCAGAAACAUAAGAGAAUUCAAC